Messenger RNA from Aspergillus clavatus NRRL 1, 1125 nucleotides. It is a transcript of the gene argB, whose product is annotated as ornithine carbamoyltransferase. The transcript has a single exon. Lineage: Eukaryota; Fungi; Ascomycota; Eurotiomycetes; Eurotiales; Aspergillaceae. Gene Ontology annotation, biological process: L-citrulline biosynthetic process. Gene Ontology annotation, cellular component: mitochondrion. The coding region runs from base 1 to 1125 and encodes 374 amino acids. Gene Ontology annotation, molecular function: amino acid binding; ornithine carbamoyltransferase activity. The record is from RefSeq and is a predicted model, not a curated record.
AUGACUCGCGGAUUGAAACUCGCUGCCGGAGGUUACGGCGCAUUGCACGGCCAAAGUCUGCGUCAGACGGUCCGGCUGAAUGGAAUGCGACAGUACUCGUCUCAGACUUCUCCUACCACUCCUCCUACCUCUCCUUUUGCUCCUCGUCAUUUCCUAUCCAUUGCCGACUUGACCCCCACGGAGUUCGCUACACUAGUCCGCAAUGCCUCGUCAUACAAGCGCUCAAUCAAGUCCGGCUCUGUUCCUCAGAAUCUUGUCGGAGCUUUGACCGGAAAGACCGCGGCCAUGAUUUUCAGCAAACGGAGUACCCGCACCCGAAUCUCGACUGAGGGGGCCGUCGUGCAGAUGGGAGGACACCCGAUGUUCCUGGGCAAGGAUGACAUCCAGCUGGGCGUCAAUGAGUCUCUUUACGACACCGCGGUGGUGGUUUCCUCGAUGGUUUCUUGCAUUGUGGCUCGCGUCGGCAAGCAUGAGGAGGUCGCCAACCUCGCGAAGCACUCGACGGUCCCCGUGAUCAAUGCCCUCUGUGACUCAUUCCACCCGCUCCAGGCCAUUGCCGAUUUCCAGACCAUGCACGAGACUUUCACUCCCAAGGCCCGCGGUCUCUCCAGUCUCGGGCUGGAAGGGUUGAAGAUUGCCUGGAUUGGUGAUGCCAACAACGUCCUGUUUGACAUGGCUAUUGCGGCCACUAAGAUGGGGAUUGACGUGGCUGUCGCGACCCCCAAGGGCUACGAGAUCCCUGCUUCCAUGCUCGAGCUGAUCCAAAAGGCCGGAGAGGGCGUCCAGAACGCCGGCAAGCUUCUGCAGACCAACGUUCCGGAAGAAGCGGUCAAAGACGCAGACGUUCUGGUGACGGAUACCUGGGUGUCCAUGGGACAAGAAGCAGAGUCGAUCAAGCGGUUGAAGGACUUUGAAGGCUUCCAGAUCACGCCCGAGCUCGCCAAGCGCGGCGGUGCUAAGGAAGGAUGGAAGUUCAUGCAUUGCCUGCCCCGGCAUCCUGAGGAAGUCAACGACGAGGUUUUCUACAGCAAUCGGUCAUUGGUCUUCCCUGAGGCUGAGAACCGACUGUGGGCUGCCAUCUCUGCCAUUGAGGGAUUCGUUGUGAACAAGGGAAAGAUCGAAUAA